This is a messenger RNA of Dromaius novaehollandiae (emu), 2057 nucleotides long. RefSeq names its product transmembrane and coiled-coil domains 6 (gene TMCO6). The record is from RefSeq and is a predicted model, not a curated record. The coding region runs from base 70 to 1599 and encodes 509 amino acids. The transcript is spliced from 12 exons. NCBI's taxonomy places the organism in Eukaryota, Metazoa, Chordata, Aves, Casuariiformes, Dromaiidae. Gene Ontology annotation, molecular function: protein binding.
GUCUCGGCCCCGCCCCGCCCCUCUCCCGGCCCCGCCGCGCUCCCGCCCCGCUGCCGCUUCCCCGCCGCCAUGUGGGGCUGGAGGCGGUGCCGGGCUCGGGCCAGCGGCCGCGGCCUGGAGGAGUUGCGCGCCCGGCGGCGGGAGCGAGAGGCAGCUCUCAGGAAGGCCCGGCGGCAGGAGCAGCUGGUCAGCAAGCGGCUUCUGCGGGAAGACCCCGUGGCAGAGGGUGGGCAGGAUGGAGCGGAGAUCGUGCUGGACCCCCUCACGGAGGAGGAGGUUUCGGAACUGCUCAGAGGCGUGCAGAGAAGUUCAGAGGACAGGAGAAGAUCGCUGAGCCGCCUCCGCUGGGCUCUGCAGAAUAAGGAGACACAGCAAAAAUUUGUCAGGCUGGAUGGCAGCAUUCGGGUGCUCAUUGGACUGUUCACCAGCAGCCUGGCCAACAUGCAGAUGGAGGCAGCUCGCUGUCUCCAUGAGCUCUCUCACUCCAGCGACCCUGCUGUGGCUGAGGCAUGUCUGCCGGUGACCUCUUAUCUCCUGACCUACCUCUCAGGACACAGCGUUGAGUUCACGGAGCUGUGUUUGUACACGCUGGGGAACCUGGUAGUAGAAAGCGAGGCUGUGAGGAAACAGCUUCUGCCUCAGGGCAUUAUUCCAGCACUGGCGUCCUGCAUCCAGUCCCCCCAUGAGGCUGUGCUGGAAGGUCUGGGCUAUGUCCUGUCACAGCUGCUCCAAGCCAAAGAAGCCCCCACAGAGAUUGUACCCUUGGUUCUAGACUCCGGUCUCCCCCAGCACAUGCUUCGACUAGUUUGCUCCGGCCUCAAGUCUGGGACAGGAGCUGCUGUGGAGUUUGCCUGGUGUCUCCACUACAUUGUUUGUAGCCAUACAGUCAAUGCGGCAUUGCUGUCACUGGGGACUAUACCUGCUCUUGCCUCACUCUUGCUCAGCCUGGCCUCUGAAAUCUCCCAAAGCACUUCUGAGGGUCUGGAGCUGCUUGUCUGCCCAGUGCUGCGGUGCCUCAGCAACCUGCUUGCAGAGGAGACGGUGGUCUGCGAGGUCCAGAUCCAGGAUGAGCGCCUGCUCGUGGCCCUGUUCAUAAUCCUGCAAUGCUUCUUCCAGGAGCACCCAUUCAUUGUGCAGGAAUGUCUCUGGCUGCUGAACAACCUUACGGCGGAUGAGCCCUUCUUCUGCUCUGCUGUGCUCACUCUGGACCUGCUCCCAGCCCUGCUGCAGCUCCUGCCGUGUUCCCAGACAGUGAGCGUGUUGGUCCUGACCGUGCUGUGCAAUAUAGCGGAGAAGGGGCCGGCCUACUGCCAGGAGCUGCACCGGCAGGCUGUGAUUCCCCCACUGCUGGGCACCCUCAUGCUCACUGACUCGGAAGUGGUGGGGCAAUGUCUCGAGCUGCUGCACCUCCUCUUCCUGCACUGGCCGGAGGCUGCUGUUGACUUCGUCAGCCAAGGAGGGCACCGGGCCCUUGAGCAGCAUCAGAGCACCCCAGAACUCCAGGAGCGGGUGCGAGCACUGCUGGAUAUGGCCUCGCAGCCAGUGGGAGCCUCUGCUGCUGGUACCACGCAGGCUGCUGCAUUGCCUGCUUUCUCCUAGGUGAUGCCGUCUCCCUCGCCUCCACCUGCCCUUGUGCUACAAGGAGGUAUAAACUGUUCAGUGUGCUCUGCUUUCACACACCAUUGACCUAGGGAUGGUUUGUAAGCCCCAGCACAAGGCUGUCAGUGCCAGAUGGGGGUCCUUGGCAGAGUAUGGCUGUUCUCCGUUCCCCCUCCCCAAGGUCCUUACAGUCACCUGCUCAGAACCAAGUCCAGCAGGCUCCUCUAUGCCUCACCAUGUGUGGCUGGGGCAGAGCUGUGCUGCAACCAGUGCAGAAAGACUCUCAUUUCUGGGAAGGUGGUGUAUAAACCCUGCUGAAUUUGCUGGCUUACUCCGGUGUCUCCUUUUGUCACCGCAGCUUUAAGGGCAACACACAAAGUUCAGGGUGAGCAUAUGCCUUUAUGUGAUUAAUAACUUAAUGAUAGACAUGUUUCACAUUAAAGCCCAUCAGAAAAGUC